CUACACGACUAAAUAAACGGACGCUCUAAAAAUCGAUCGGCUUCGUCAGUCGGAAGCCAUUAAAGUUUUCCUCUCUUGCUAGUGCGUCGCAGUGGAUACUCAGUUUAUAGUAAUUUUAUAAACACCACAUAUUUGUUAUCAGUGAUAAUUUAUUUAUCACCCGUCCAAAAUGGUCAAGAUGGAGCACGAGGAUGGAAAAAAUGAACCCGAGCAUGUCCGUAAAUUAUUCAUUGGAGGUCUGGACUACAGAACAACAGACGAUUCUCUGAAGAAACAUUUCGAGCAAUGGGGCGAAAUAGUCGACGUCGUCGUGAUGAAAGACCCCAAGACCAAACGUUCACGAGGCUUUGGAUUCAUAACUUACUCACGCGCGCACAUGGUCGACGAUGCACAGAAUGCAAGACCUCAUCGAGUUGACGGCCGCGUCGUCGAGCCAAAACGCGCGGUCCCGAGGCAGGAGAUCGGGCGACCCGAGGCCGGCGCCACCGUCAAGAAACUCUUUGUCGGCGGUCUUAAAGACGACCACGAGGAAGAAGAUCUUAGACAGUAUUUCCAGAGUUACGGAAGUAUAAAUUCCAUUAGUAUUGUCACUGACAAAGAGACUGGUAAGAAACGCGGGUUUGGAUUCGUUGAGUUCGACGACUACGACCCUGUUGAUAAAAUUUGUUUGCAACGGAAUCAUCAGAUCCGCGGUAAACAUGUCGAUGUUAAAAAGGCUCUGAGUCGAGCAGAAAUGGCCUCUGCAACCGGAGGAAGUGGUGGUAGUGGUGGCGGAGGUGGUGGUGGCGGUGGCAGCAGCCGCGGAGGACAAUCCGGCGGCCGCGGGCCUCGAUCAGGCAACCAAGGAAGCGGAAACUGGGGUGGCCGUGGAUCCGGUGGUGGUGGUGGCGGCGGCGGUGGUGACUGGAACAACGGAGGUGGCCAAGGGGGUUACGGGGGCGGUAACCAAAACAACUGGGGUGGCAACGGACCCUGGGAGAGCCAAAAUCAAGGCGGUGGUAAAGGUAACUGGGGUGGACAAGGUGGCCAAGGCGGAUACAACAGCGGCGGUAAUUGGAGUAACGACAACUUCGGAAGUGGUUACCAACAAGGAUACGGUGGUGGCCCUGUUAGGAGUAAUUUCAAUUCCGGCGGACGACCAGCACCCUACGGUACUAGUAUGGGCCCUAGUGGAAGACAAUCUGGAGACGCGAGGUGGAUGCCACCCUUCGGUGGACAAGGACCAAUGGGAGGUAACUCCGUUGGCGGUGGCGGUGGUGGCGGCUACGGCGGAGGCAACCAAGGCUACGGCGGCGGAAAUAUGGGUGGUGGUAAUAUGGGCGGCGGAAGACGUUACUAAUAUGUCUGAUAUAACAUCGCAUCUUAAUGACGCAAACUCUCUCCCUCGAAGAUGUUAGCUUGCAGUGAAAUUAAGAGUAAAAAAACGUAUUUUAUAAAAGAGCAUUCGAUUUAAAUAAAGUUGAGUCGACGGAAGGUAUAAUGUAGAUAAAAAAACGUAACUAACGUGAUCUUGUGAAUUUUGAACCUCAGGUGAACCCCAAUACUACUUGUUGUCUUCUAGUCCGUCAAGUACAUAGAAAAUCUUGUGUACUAUACUACUGUGUUAGUUACUGUGGAGGCAGGGCUAAAAGGCGUAUAGUCAGAUCAGACAGGCAUGAGGCCCAAGGCAGGACAAUCAGGAUCGAAUACAGGAUGAAAAUAAUUUAUUACUUAAAAA
Molecule: messenger RNA, 1717 nt
Organism: Microplitis mediator
Lineage: Eukaryota; Metazoa; Arthropoda; Insecta; Hymenoptera; Braconidae
Gene: Hrb87F
Product: heterogeneous nuclear ribonucleoprotein A1, A2/B1 homolog
Exons: 6
Coding region: 170-1339 (389 amino acids)
Molecular function (GO): RNA binding
Source: RefSeq, a predicted model, not a curated record